Messenger RNA from Platichthys flesus (European flounder), 3280 nucleotides. RefSeq names its product HID1 domain containing b (gene hid1b). The coding region runs from base 34 to 2442 and encodes 802 amino acids. The record is from RefSeq and is a predicted model, not a curated record. Gene Ontology annotation, cellular component: Golgi trans cisterna; membrane; Golgi medial cisterna. Lineage: Eukaryota; Metazoa; Chordata; Actinopteri; Pleuronectiformes; Pleuronectidae. The transcript is spliced from 19 exons.
CAAACAGCAGCAGGUGGAAGCUGCAGGAGAACCAUGGGGAACACGGACAGUAAACUCCUCUUCAGGAAGGCGGUGAUUCAGCUCACGACCAAAACACAGCCGGUUGAAGCCACAGACGACGCCUUCUGGGAUCAGUUCUGGGCCGACACCUCCACCACCGUGCAGGAUGUCUUCGCUCUGGUGCCGGCGGCCGAGAUCCGAGCCGUCAGAGAGGAGUCUCCGUCCAACCUGGCCACGCUCUGCUAUAAGGCCGUGGAGAGGUUGGUCCAGGGUGCGGAAUCGGGCUGCCCGUCGGAGAGGGAGCGCCACAUCGUCCUGAACUGCUCCCGCCUGCUCACACGCAUCCUGCCCUACAUCUUCGAGGACGCCGACUGGAGGGGCUUCUUCUGGUCCACGGUGCCCGGAGCCGGCAGAGCUGGGCGUUUGGACGACGAAGGCGAAGAUGACGAUGAAGCUCGGCCACUGGCUGAGUCGCUGCUGAUGGCCAUCGCCAACCUUCUCUUCUGCCCGGACUUCACCGUCCAGAGCCACAAGAAGAGCGCGGACCAAGUGGAGGACGUCCGCUCCAUCGACAGCUGUGAGUACAUCUGGGAGGCCGGAGUCGGCUUCGCUCAGUCUCCUCCUCUGAACUACGUCCACGACCUCAACAGGACGGAGCUGCUGAAGCUGCUCCUCACCUGUUUCUCUGAGGCCAUGUACCUGUCUCCGUCCUCUGAGAGUAGAACCCUCAACCCCUGGGUCACGUUUUUCUGCUCCGUGGAAAACAGACACGCCCUCCCUCUGUUCACCUCCCUGCUCAACGUGGUGUGCGCCUACGACCCCGUGGGCUACGGCAUCCCGUACAACCACCUGCUCUUCUCCGACUACCGGGAGCAGCUGGUGGAGCAGGCCGUCCAGAUCCUCAUCGUGACCCUGGAGCACGAGGCCGGGUCGUCCACCGGCUCCGCCCUGCUGGCCCUGGACGCCAGCGCACCCCCCACAGCUGAGGAGGAGCAGGAGCCAGCGGGACCUGAUAACCUCUUUGUGAACUAUCUGUCCAGGAUCCACAGAGAAGAGGACCUGGGCUUCAUCCUGAAGGGGCUGGCUCGACUGCUCAGUAACCCUCUGGUCCAGACCUACCUGCCUCGCUCCACCAAGAAGAUCCAGUUCCACCAGGAGCUGCUGAUCCUCUUCUGGAAGUUCUGCGACUUCAACAAGAAAUUCCUGUUCUUCGUGCUGAAGAGCAGUGAUGUGUUGGACAUGCUGGUUCCCAUCCUGUUCUACCUGAACGAUGCCAGAGCAGAUCAGUCUCGAGUCGGCCUCAUGCACAUCGGCGUGUUCAUCCUCCUGCUGCUGAGUGGAGAGAGGAACUUUGGAGUUCGUCUGAACAAGCCGUACACGCUCCCGGUUCCCAUGGACAUUCCUGUGUUUUCAGGAAACCACGCCGACCUGGUCAUUGUGGUCUUUCACAAAAUCGUCACCAGUGGUCACCAGCGCCUGCAGCCUCUGUUCGACUGUCUGCUCACCAUCAUAGUGAACAUUUCUCCUUAUCUGAAGAGUCUGUCCAUGGUGGCGGCCAACAAGCUGCUCCACCUCCUGGAGGCCUUCUCCACACCCUGGUUCCUCUUCUCCUCCACCCAGAACCACCACCUGGUCUUCUUCCUGCUGGAGGUCUUCAACAACAUCAUCCAGUAUCAGUUUGAUGGGAACUGUAACCUGGUGUACGCCAUCAUCCGUAAGAGGAACGUCUUCCACCAUCUGGCCAACCUGCCGUCAGACGAGGCGUCCAUCCAGAAGGCCCUGCAGAAGAAGAAGAGGUCGCCCAGAGUCUCCAGGGCCAACUCGGCAGUGAGCGAGUCCAUGGAGGGCUCCACGCCGGCGGUACCUGCCGAGCCCGGCACGCUCAAAAUCUGCCUAGAGGCCACUCCGGGAAUUGAUAAGAUAACAGAGAAGUCUCUGGUGACAGAAAACGGCAGCGUGGUCGCUCUCCCACAUCCGGACCCCCCCCAGGCGGCUGCAGAUAACAGAGCGGUGGGCGGAGCCAGCGACACAGAGUCCAACUCGGAGAGAGACCACGAGAUCCUCACAGAGUCCGAGUCCACGAGGAGCCGCCUGUCAACAGAGAGCGGCGUCGCUAAUCCAGACUGGGUGCUGUCGUGGAAGGCGAAGCUUCCUCUGCAGACCAUCAUGCGGCUGCUGCAGGUGCUGGUUCCUCAGGUGGAGAAGAUUUGCAUCGACAAGGGUUUGACCGACGAGUCAGAGAUCCUGAAGUUCCUCCAGCACGGGACGCUGGUCGGCCUCCUGCCCAUCCCUCAUCCCAUCCUCAUCAGGAAGUACCAGGCCAACGCCGGCACGGCCAUGUGGUUCCGCACGUACACCUGGGGAGUCAUUUACCUACGGAACUUGGAUCCUCCCAUCUGGUACGACACGGACAUCCGGCUGUUUGAUAUCCAGAGGAUUUAGAGGAGCCGCUGGACGCCCUCACACCUCGGGUCGCUGAGCGUCUCACAUCUUUACGGAUGUUUUUAAAGACAACGAGCAGCUUGAAUCUUCAUCUUUGAAAGGAAGAAUCUAACGAACGAGUCUGUAUCGUGAGCAGAUGCAGAAGAAACGUCACAUAAGUGAUUUAUUGAGAAUUCAAUUCUUCAUUUUGCCAAAUAGAUAAAUUCUGUGUCCGGAGGUGCCAUGAGGAGUUGUUGCACGAAGAUUUGUGUUUUUGUACAGAACUGUUUUCUGUUCAAUAUCCUCACGUGUGUAACUGAGGCUGAAGGAAACUGAAGGACUGAAACUUUUCUCUCUGAGCUGAGAGGAAACAGAACAUCGAAGGAAACAGAAGAUGUGUUUUCUUUUACUGAAACAGUAAGAAACCCACUUUGACAAGUGAAUGUGACGUGUUUUAUUCUGUCAGAAUAAAAACACACAUCUGUUUAAUCUCAAAGGAAAUGAUUUAAUUAACAAGUAUGUUAUAAGUCAACAGAUUCUUGAACCUGUCUGCAGAGAUACCAUGUUUGUAAUGUACGUCUGUACAAUGAAACAUUUCAGAGGACGAUAUGUGCAUUUAUCUAACGGCUGGUUUUACUUUACAGAGAAGAUAUUAUAAUAUGUCCCUUUAUCAUAUUUAACUUUUGAAAUGUAUAUAUUUGGACCCAAAGCAGAAAAACAAUUAACAUUUCGCCAAAUACUUAACAAAGUUUUGACAUUUUCAACUUUUCUUUGACUCUUGAUGUUUGACUGUUGAGCUGCAGGACUUUCUAACGAAGGAUUUGUACUUUGUUGUAUUGAUGCUUUUAAUGAAGUAAAA